AUGCAUAAGCACAAGUCAAAGUCCAAAUCGCACCACUGGGGCGCCUGGUCGGAAUGGACCUGGGACAGUACCCAGCAGGCCAAUGUGCGCGUUCGCCAGGAUACUGAAGGCCAUCUCGAGUACGAGUGGGAGCAGCAAGACCUAAACCCGGCAGGUCAUGCGCGGACCCCUCGCGAUGCUGCGGUGGAGGACAUAACACAACGUCUAAGCAGUCUAACAACGACGACAAAUGAAGCUCACUUCGAAGUAGCUGAGGAAUAUGACUAUGCCGGCGGAGCACCAGAACGACCAAAGACAAAGAAAAACAAGCCAAAAAUCAAAGAGAAAGAGAAGGGCAAAGAAAAGUUGCAUCGUCGACGCGCUAGCUCAGACGGCAAACCCUCCACCACAUUUCCAGAGGGCGCGGCAUACACGGAAUGUGCCGACCUACAAUACGCUGAGUCUUCCUAUGCGAAGGAGCACCAGCGACAGAAUCAGACCUUUGCGACUUUGCCUUCCAUGACGCCACACACUGUUCACGCACCACAAGCUGCAGUCAAUUAUUCACAAUACGGGUCAGCGCAAGCUGCCUACACCAGUGAAUGGUCACUAUCGCGCGGAUAUGCCGCAUUUGGAGAGGCAGGUGCAGCAUCUUCCAGCCAGGCCGCAGCAGAAGCGCAACUGUACACCGAAGAAGAUUUUGAGGCCACUAGCUCCAAAAUUAGUAGCCAAACACCCAACACAUACGAUGACUUAUUAUUAAUGAAAGCCGGCGAAGCGCACAGCGGAUCUGAAGGGUCACCGACACCACAGCCCGAGACGGCUGCAGAUGGAGAAUAUAUACCCGGCACAACGGAGGGCGAUGCUGGUGAGCUAGAUCCACGGUAUCGAAUCGAGCACUCGACACGCUUCCAACCCGGCGAGAUCUUCAAAGUGCAUUGGUCCGAACCACAAGGCUCGAUAAACGAAGCGCCGAAAUCCUCAUCCAAAAAAGAGGAUUUGCAAAACAAGUUUGGAACAGCAUUCUUUGUUGGAUUCAGGCGCUUUAUUGUGGUGGCCAACGACCAAGGCCACUGCACAUGUGUGCCAAUUCUUACGUACGGGGGCAAAGCAUGCAAAAAGUCUGGAGUCAAGCCCGAAAAACACGGCAUCGUCUACGAGAGGGGCCAGAAAUCGAAGAAGCUGAACGGCGAGCCGUCGCUGGGGUUUUCACCUGUGCGGGUUGAAAUGACGGAAGAGGGUGAGAAGAUCUCGAGGGAAUCUAGGGUCAACUACUCGAAGCUUGUCACUGUCGAGCACAAUGUCAAGGUCUUUUUCAUCGGCCACGUUUACGCAAGCGACUGGCAAAUCGUCGGAGAUGCCGUCAAUCAUUGCUGGAACAAGAAGAUACAUCAAAAACAACGUCACAAGUGA
Molecule: messenger RNA, 1392 nt
Organism: Beauveria bassiana ARSEF 2860
Lineage: Eukaryota; Fungi; Ascomycota; Sordariomycetes; Hypocreales; Cordycipitaceae
Exons: 8
Coding region: 1-1392 (463 amino acids)
Source: RefSeq, a predicted model, not a curated record